Messenger RNA from Asparagus officinalis (garden asparagus), 1475 nucleotides. Its product is annotated as bifunctional aspartokinase/homoserine dehydrogenase 1. The transcript is spliced from 12 exons. Gene Ontology annotation, molecular function: aspartate kinase activity; NADP binding; homoserine dehydrogenase activity. The coding region runs from base 159 to 1289 and encodes 376 amino acids. Lineage: Eukaryota; Viridiplantae; Streptophyta; Magnoliopsida; Asparagales; Asparagaceae. The record is from RefSeq and is a predicted model, not a curated record. Gene Ontology annotation, biological process: aspartate family amino acid biosynthetic process.
CCAAAAGCUGCAUUGGCAUACCACCAGCUCCCGCAAAGCACCCCUGCGAAAUUUACCGAGAAGCUCCUUAUUAGUCCUACGGAGCAGCGUCCAGUGAGAAAUUAGGAGAGAAGACGGAGAAAAGCAAAGCCCAGUAGAAACAGGAAGGAAAUAAAAAAAUGAGGAAAAUCAUUCCUCUACUGUUGAUGGGCUGCGGAGGCGUCGGCCGCCAACUCCUCGAUCACAUUAUCAAUUGCAGAUCCCUUCACUCCAAGCAGGGUUUCGUUUUACGAGUUUUGGGAAUUUGCGACAGCCGAUCGUUGCUGGUGGUGGAUGAUGUUUCAACCAUGGAAUUCAGCGAUGCCUCUUUAGCAAAAAUCUGCAGUGCCAAAUCUUCGGGUUCCUCUUUAUCGAAUUUGCUCGAUCUCGGCCAGUGCCAGAAAUUUAAGGAUUCAGAAGCAAAGGAAAAGGUUAUUGAUAUUGCUGGCCUUCUUGGCAGAUCAACUGGUUUAGUUGUAAUUGACUGCUCUGCCAGUUCUGAAACUAUUCAAACACUAAAACAGGUUGUUGAUCAUGGUUGUUGCAUUGUGCUGGCAAACAAGAAGCCCCUUACAUGUUCAAUUGAAGAUCAUGAAAAGCUCAUGUCAGAAUUUCGCCGUAUUAGAUUUGAGUCAACUGUUGGGGCUGGUCUUCCUGUAAUUGCUUCUGUAACACGUGUUCUUGCAUCAGGAGACCCCAUUUAUCGUAUUGUUGGGGGUUUGAGUGGCACCCUAGGUUAUGUUAUGAGUGAAGUCGCGGAUGGAAAGUCAUUUAGUCAAGUUGUUAAAGCAGCAAAAAGCUUAGGAUACACAGAACCAGAUCCACGUGAUGACCUCAGCGGGAUGGAUGUAGCCAGAAAGGGAUUGAUCCUUUCUCGGCUUCUUGGACACAAGAUCGAGAUGUCUGAUAUAAAGGUGGAGAGUUUGUAUCCUGAUGAAUUGGGACCUAACUCAAUGUCCACGGAGGACUUCAUCAGCAAAGGUCUUCCAUCUCUUGACAAAGACAUUAGUGAAAGAGUGAAAGGGGCUUCUGCUAAAGGAAAUGUUCUUCGUUAUGUUUGUGUGAUUGACUAUUCAAGGUGCCAGGUUGGACUACAAGAGAUUCCAAAAGAUUCUCCCCUUGGAAGAUUGAGAGGAAGCGACAAUGUGGUGGAAAUAUACAGCAGAUGUUACAAGGAUUCACCUUUUGUGAUUCAAGGAGCAGGAGCAGGCAAUGAUACUACAGCUGCUGGAGUUCUUGCUGAUAUCAUUGAUCUCCAGGAUCUUUUCUAGUUUUAUUCAUGUAUCAUGAGUGAGUCAGAUGAGAUUUAUAAAUCUCCUUGUGCACGUAUCGUAAGGAACAAAAUAUCACUAUUGUAGUUUUGUGUUUUUAAUGUGGCUGCAUAUUCGUAUUGUAUCCAAAAGAUGUCCGAAACUUUCUGGAAAAUUCAAUAAGCAUUCCUUCAUUUUGAUGUUUUA